CACACAAUGCACUGCUCGGCUGACAAGGGUUGUGUCUCCCUGAUUUUCACCAUAAAUUUCCAAUUCAGUGGAAACUUGUGAGGGAGGCAGCAGCGGAGCCGUCCUCCUGCUCUCCGUGUGAAUCUGCACUUUGGAUUUUUUUGUUGUUUUAAAGCGAGAAUACGAAAUCUUUGACCGGAAACGUCGGCGAGUGGUCCAAACUAAUCCUAAAAACAUUGGAUUACACAGAGAGGCUGCAUGAAGGAGCUGCCCAGCCCGACGGGGGCUUGGCCGACACCCUCGUUUAUGGAAAUCGACACCGAGGCUUUGAUAUUUGGGCCUUGAUUUUUUUUCUUUAUGAUGGAGGUGCAACGAGGGAAGAGUUGCGAUUAAAGAAACGAGAUAUUAUCAUUUUACGGGCGAUUGUUUGUGUAAAAAUAACAUAUUGUUCCGGCUUCCUUAAAAAAAAAUGAAAGGUUUUGCUAGUGGCUAACAGCUGGAUCGGCUAACGCUAGCUAGCCACAGUGCUAACGUUACGUCUUUCUUUUGAUGCGAAUUCAACCGUUACUAACGGCCAUCAGUGUUUCGACAGGAAAAAACAAUUAUUAUCUUAGAUGCGGGAUAUUAGCUAGAUUUAUAGCAAACUGUCCGGCUUGUCGGUGUUUCCAGACUCGUUUUAAGAAUAUAGUUUUAUUCUUAGGUUGAAUAUAUUGAAACGCAUCGAGUUAGCCGUGUACAUGCUAACCAAAUGAGCUAAUUGGCAUUUAGCAUUAAUUUAACUCAGCCAGACAGCUAAUUUUACUCAUUUUAGAUUUGGGGUAAUUCACAGUAGCUGUCAGCAGUAAUAUUUCAUAAUAAUACACAAUAAUGUCACGGGUGUUAGUGUGUUGAUACCGGAUAUUUGGGCCUUGCUAACUAACUAGCUAUCAUUUUUUUGCUAACAGGCAAAUAAAUUUGUCAGCGUGUGCAGAAAUUUAGGAAAUCCCACACGCAGGAUUGAGCAAUGUUGGCGUGAUAUUCAUUUCGAAAUUUAUCCAAAAGGCCCGUUUUGUCCGUACACGGCUUGCACUUGUCUCUUUUAUUUGUUGUUUACAUGACUUAUGUGGUUAUCGGUUGAAUUUCUAGCUAGGUGGCUAAUGCUAGCUUUCUACGGGACACAAUCGGCUAAUAUGUCCUGACAUUUGUGUGUCGUGGAUGAUUUAAAUCCCCAUGUGGAGCUAAGUUUGCGUUCAGAUUCAUUGAAAUGACACUCAAAUUUCGCCGAAAGAAAGGCUCCGAUGCCGAUAGACUCUUGUCAAAGGACGGUAAAUAAUAGCCACUGGUUCCAUUAACGCCAUUUUAACAGGGGCUCCCUGCGAGGGCCUGUGUGGUGGUGUUUUAUUUGCGGUUCGGUGCCCUUCCUCCGGACCGGGACUUGACUAAAGUGCCUUUGGGUCUCACUGGAGUUACAAAAGGGAGGUUUGAACAUGGAGGGCCCGAGCAGGAGCACUGGAUUCAGGCAGAGCCGGCGGUCCCGUUCACAGCGCGACAGGGAGCGGCGGAGGAGGCGAGUGGACCUGGCCGAGGAGCGGGCCACAUCCCUGUCCUCAGGCUCUGAUCGGGAGGCUUGUGGGACGAACAGUGUGCUGGGUCCCGGUGGGAGAGAAUGCCGGCCCGGUUUUGGGAGACACAGGCCUCCACGUCGGAGGAAGAGGGAGUCCGUGUCCUGCGAGGAGGACAUCAUUGAUGGCUUCGCGAUUGCGAGCUUUGUCAGCUUGGAGGCUCUGGAGAUGGACUGCUCUCUGAAGCCCAGUCAGCGCACUGAUAUGCUGGGAAGGAGGAAGGGGAAGAGAGGGCCCGAGGAGAACGGAGGAGGGCCGCUGUCAGAGCCGGAGGAAGGAGCCCCGCACAGCUACUCCAGCAGCUGCAGAAACAAGAGGAGAAAGAUAGAGGGCCAUCCUUUGGAAACUGGCUACAUUUGUGACACAGAGAGUGACACUGGAGACAAGGCCUCUGACAACGACAUGGACCCAGUCUUCACAGUCAGUACGAGGAAAGUUGUGGAGCCCGCGCCCUCAAACAUGGGCACAUCCAUGGGCAAAAUCUGCCCGCCCCUCCCGGCCCGUUGUGGCGGCGUCAGGUUGAUGGUGACCCCCAGAGUAUCCGGCCUGGAGCGAAGUCAGGAGAAAAGCCUGGAGCAGCAUUUCCCAGAGCCUGUUUCUUCUUCUACCUCUUCUGCCCCCUUCUCUCGCCUGCCUUCCCCGGUCGCAGUCCCGGGCUCGGUCCCCCGGUCCAGCCCGUUCAAUGGAAACGGCAGCCGCCACAACGGCAGCCCGCCGCUCUCCAAACCCAAACCCUUCCUCACUCUGCCUGGACGAUCUCACUCCAUCUACAACAUCAACAGGAGCAACACCCCGGUCAAACCCGUUUCAUCUGCUUCAUCUGUUGCGUCUUCCGCAUCCUCCAUGCGCCCCCCGACUCCUUCCACCAGUGUGUCGCUGCCCUUCAACAGGGGCUUAGGAUCCUCAGGGCCCCUCAGACCCCCAUCCCGAGCCAGCUCCGGGGCCUUGUUCUCGUCCUCACCCGGCCUGCCUCCCCCUCCACCUCUGCAGCAGGUUCCCGGCCACUCAUCAGCUGCAGACCAAGAAUUACUGCGUCAGAACUUAAACUCCCACUUCUUGAAUUCACAAGAGCGCGAGGGCAGACGCAGCGUCCCAGGGGCUGAAAACAAUGCAGCUGCGGGCCGCUCCACUCCCGGCGGUCCGUCGGCAUCGAACUCUGGACCGGGCUCGUCAGGCCGGGCGUCCCAGAACCAGUCGAGCAUCCCGCCCAUGGCCUUCCAGUUCCAUCAGCACAACCACCAGCACCAACACACGCACACGCACCACUUCACGCCCUUCCUGCACCCCACAGCGACCGCACCGCCUCUGUUUGACAAGUACGCAGGAAAAGUGGACGGGCUCUACAGACACCCUUUCUUCCCACAAUACCCGCCGCCUUCAGUGCCGAGUAUCCAGCCUGUGAUUCCUCCCACUGGGCCUUUCAGCUCCUUGCAAGGAGCUUUUCAGCCAAAGCCUCUUGUCCCUCAGGGAACGGGUCCAGAUAUAACCGCACGACUUGGGGUUGUGCCUCACCACCUGCAGCCCAAAGACCCCAGGCUAACUGAUCCAUUUGGGACAUCGUUGAAAAUCAGUAAUAAACCAGGAAAGUGGUGUGCUAUGCAUGUAUAUGUGGCCUGGAUGAUUCUGCAUCAUCAGAAAAAAGUGAAGCUGAUGCAGGCUGAUCCUCACAAGCUGGACUUCCGUAGUGACCUGCUGGCCCGUCUUCCUGGAGCUGGGGGACUGGGCCCUCUGGGGCCCAUUGGAGGAGCCCUGCCUCCCACUCAUGAUCUCACCAGACCUCCCAGUCUGUUCUCAGCUGCAGGGGCAGUCAAUCCGUCCUCGGCUCCUUUCAUCUCUCCAUCAACGCCCCACUCCUCGUUCCUCCCACCGACUGCACACUUGGAUCCGUACGGCCGGUCCCCACCCUUCACCCCACUGGGAGCUCUUGGUUCUGGUGCCUUUGGAGGACUUGGCAGCCCAACACUGGCAGGAUCUGUGUUCGGCCCCAAAGAUUCACCAGCUAGUGUGGUCGGAGGUCUGUCCACCCCGAACCACCAUGACCCCUGGAACCGCCUACACGCCGGCCAGUCUGGGUUCGCUCCCGGUCCCAGCUGGGCGAAAGGGCCAGACAAGCGGGACGAGCGGGAUCGAGCGAAGGACCUGGAGAGGAGAGACGUCCCCCACAUCAAGGAUGAAAAGGACAGAGACAACAUGCUGUACGGCCGACAACCUGUGCGAAUGUCUCCAGUCGCCCCGCCCUUCAAGCCCCGCAGUAGCACCCCGCUCUCCCACAUUAACGGCCACAGCAGCGCCCUGGGGGGCAGCGGUGGGCCGAUCGAGGACCUGACACGCAGCUUAAACAGGGACAGAGACCGCGAGCGAGACAGAGACGGGGACAAGAGGCCGCUGCCGACGGUGUCCUCACGGGGGCCUCCUCUCGGCUCCUCAUCUUUAGUAGCAGACAGAGACAGGCCGCGGUCUUCCUCGUCCUCUGUUCUCACCACUCCCCCGCCCUCCAACCGCUCGGCCCCGUCCCCCAUGGACCUUUACCCCCGCCCGAUGGCCCCGACAGCACACAGCCUCCACGGCGAACCCUCACACUCCCAAAGAGACACGAACCUCCCUUCUUCCUCCGCAGCUUCCGCCUCCGUCACGUCUUUGUCUCAGGCCAAGAAGUCUGACCGGACCACCACACCCGUCUCCAAACCUCCGCUGCUUCUGCCGCCCGUCAAGGUCAAAGAGGAGCGGAAAGAGGAGCCGGAGCACAUCCCCAUCACCCUGCCGCCGCCUGCGCCCAACCACAGCUUUGACCGCCCCAACAGCCAUCCGCACCACCCUCGCUCUGGUACUCCCUCCUCCUCUUUGUCACUGACUCCCACUCCCGGUGUCCCCCUCAUGCCGCCCACUCCGAACGCGCCGCCACACCUCUCCCUGCUGGACCGCUCCAGAGCCAUCGAGGCUUAUCUGGGGAGCACGGGCGCCGCGGGGUUGGUCAUGGGUCCAGGAGGAGACCGCUUCCACCACGGUCCGGGCCAAGGACCGCCACAGGGCCCGCACAGCUUCACCUGGGACCCCUGGAGGGACCUGGCGGCUCAGCAGCAGCAUCAUCAGCAUCGUAGGGAAGCUUUGGCGCUCCGCUCCGACCCUCACCUCGCCCUGCGCUCCGACCCACAUCUGGCCCGUCUGCUCCAGCAUCAGCGCCUCGUGGAGGCAGAGAGGGUCGCGGCUGUCGCAGCUGCAGCCGCCGCCGCCGCCGCCAACCCUCACCACCCUCCGACGUCUACCUCUUCUGCCUCCACCUCCGCUGUCCGCCAGGAGUUCGGCCUCAUGGCGCCGCACUUCGACCGCCCUCCUCACCUCGGAGCCCCAGGAGGAGGACUGAUGGACGAGGAGCAGCGCGCCCAGAUCCUGAGGGAGGACUAUGAGCGGGCUCGCUACUUCGGGAUGCACCCGCACCUCCCCGCCGGCUCUCACCUCUCGAGCCCCUCUCAUGCUGCUACUGCCGCUCACCUGGAGCAGCUCCACCCCGGCCUUCUCUCCCACUCGCUCCCCCACGGAGCGUCCCCCGCUUCCCAGCACCACGCCGGCCUCUUCGCCCGCCUCGGCCCGCUGAACCCCCACCACGUGCCCAACGGCAUCCUGGCAAAGACCCCCGCGGGCUUGGUGGGAGCUCUGGCGGUGGGGGCGCCGCCUCCGCUCAUUCCGUCCAUCACCAGCCGGUCGUCCACGCCGCCGCGUAGACUCGGAGGGCCGGGCGAGCUGGCGCUGUACAGCGCCCACAAAGACGGAGAGUCCAGAUAGUACAGGGACAACACUGGAGGAGUGUAAGGGAAAUGUCAGGAUCACUGUGCUGCUCUCAACCUGCCCCCUUUUCCUCUUGCGGACUACUAAACCCCGCCCUCCCAGUUACACCGCCCGAAACAGGGUCACCAUGACUGGCUGGAGGUGACGGUCGGGAAAUGCAAGACUCGUCAGUGUGACUUGGAAUAUGCGCAAUGGUUCUAUCAGUGCAAUUUAAAGGUACGUGGUUUCUGUGCAUCCUCGGUGUGUUUUUAUUUCAUACCGGCCGUCGGUCCGUAGAAAGAGGCGGCCGACGGCUCGUCUUUCCUUCGUCAGGUGAAUUACGAUCCAUCGUUUUCAAGCCUUUUUUUUUUUCGGGUGGAUUGGAAACGACUUCCAGAGGGAUGCACACUGUGAAAACGCGUCAUCCUCAGCUCGGUCAGCUCGUGGGAUUCGAUUAUUAAGCCUUCCUCAACGUGAAUCAGCCCUGAUUAGGUCUCGUGGACGAGGGCGUCUUUUCAUUUCGUGGUAAAAGUGGUGCUUUCUGUUCUGUCUUUGUGUCUUUUUGUCAAUGUGGAAAGACGGAUGAGAUCAUUUUAACGGUAAGCAUCGUACCUCCUGCUUUACCCCCAAAAAUCCACCCCCUCACUGAUAAUGAGAUUUUUUUGUUGUUCUUUUUUCAAAGGAUGAAUGGCGAAAUGAACUGUGCUACACUGUGAGUGACCACGGUGUUUUUAGAGCUUCCUGUAACUGUUUCCCACUCUCCUCUCGACUAUAUGAACAGGACCAGAUUAUAGUAGUCUAGAGAAAUUGCCUUUGUAAUUAUUAUUCUUAACAUUAAUUAUCUUCUAUAAUAAUAAAUAUAUUCACUGUUAUGUUAUUUGUCUUUGUUUCGGGUAUCAACCAGUACUCUCUCCCCCAGGUAGUAAAUAUGUUUCUAAAUCGCGCAGAAGACAAAAAGGCUCACAGGAAACUGUUUUUUCGAUGCUCGUGGACAUUAAGCCGUCUCCAUCGCGACCUCCGACCUCGUCACGGAUCUCAUGUUAUUACGCCGAGAGGGAGGUUUGCCUGUGUGUCAUUGGUUGUGUGUUAUAUCCACUUUGGGACUAUGGGAGCCUUGUACAUUGAACUGUCGAGUUGUUUCAUCAAUAAAAAAUAAGUUAUAUACACGGAUAAGUGGGACAUCUGCUGAAGAACUGAAAAAAAAUAUAAGGACUUUUGUCAAAAGACAACUAGACAGUGGGUAUCCUGAGAGGGAAAAGACUGGGUCGAUUAUUUUAAUAUGACCAUUUUAUACCUUUCAAACCCCUCCCCUAGAGACCACAAAGAUUAAUUAUUAAAUGAAUUGUUGUUUAA
Molecule: messenger RNA, 6695 nt
Organism: Plectropomus leopardus (leopard coralgrouper)
Lineage: Eukaryota; Metazoa; Chordata; Actinopteri; Perciformes; Serranidae
Gene: fbrs
Product: fibrosin
Source: RefSeq, a predicted model, not a curated record